AUGGACGUGGAACGCUUGCGCAGAGCAUACAACACGACGGUGCAGUUGUGCAGCGAUCGUGGCUACAGUGUCCCACACACAGAGGUUUCCAAAACAGAGUUUGAGCAGCGCUUCGGCAGUGACCCAAGGCCGUCGGAGCUGGACAGCGUGUUUGCGCACAAGAAGGAUGAACAGAACCGCAUUGCCAUCUUCUGGGCGGAUGAUCUCAAAAUUGGCAUCAGCAAAGUCAAGGAGUACCUGGACAAGCUCACACAACAAGGCAUUAACGCUGGCAUCAUUGUUGCACAAGCAAAGCUGACACCCAGCGCAUCAAAGGCGGUGCGCGAUGCUGCUUCGGCGGGCAUUACUGUCCAGGUCUUUGACAUCACCGAGCUCAUCGUCAACAUCACCAGACACGAGCUUGUGCCACAACACGUGGUGUUGAGCAAAGAGGAGAAGCAGGCGUUGCUGCAGCGAUACAAACUGCAGGAGCAGCAGCUGCCGCGCAUGAAGGUGUCUGACCCCGUCGCCCGCUACCUCGGCCUCAAGCGCGGGCAGGUCUGCAAGGUCAUUCGCAACAACAGCCCAACAGCAGGCAGAUAUGUCUCCUACCGCAUCGUCUUCUGA
Molecule: messenger RNA, 606 nt
Organism: Salpingoeca rosetta
Lineage: Eukaryota; Choanoflagellata; Craspedida; Salpingoecidae
Product: polymerase II polypeptide E
Exons: 6
Coding region: 1-606 (201 amino acids)
Biological process (GO): DNA-templated transcription
Cellular component (GO): RNA polymerase II, core complex; RNA polymerase III complex; RNA polymerase I complex
Molecular function (GO): DNA-directed RNA polymerase activity; DNA binding
Source: RefSeq, a predicted model, not a curated record